UUAAAUUCUGCCAUUAGAAUGAAAAGAAUCUUAAAUAUAUUACUUGUUAUAUCCUGUGGCUUGGCUUUAACUGCUGCUCAGAACUGCCAGGAGUGUCAAGCGGCCAACGAUGUUUACUGCCACAACCAGACCUCGUAUCAAAAUUGCAUGAGAGGUGCCCCCUUUGGCGAUAUCCAGCACUGCUCCUCGGGCACAGUUUGCACCAAUUCCGACGAUCCUUGCAAGGUUAUAACUACCACCAAUCCAGAUAUCAAGGAUGUGUGUGGCAGCACUGGGGGCAACGGUGCAGGAUGCCAAGUGUGUGAUGGUACUAGCAAGUACACUUGUGUGAGCAGUACUCAGUUCGCCAGGUGCUCUGGUACCACUCUAAUUGAUGCCAUUACCUACGAUUGUGAAACUGGUGAACUGUGUAACAUCGAAGCUCUUGUGCCUCACAAAACAGUUUGUGUGCCGUCGUGUGCUCUUAAAUUUCUGGAUAUGAAGGCCACUUGCAGUAACGUAGAGUUCACAACGACCACAACAACUGCAGCUCCGACCACGUCGCCCACUCCAGAGGUUCGAAAGACCAAAUGUUCGGAAGCAGCAGCGGCUUCGGGAACAACAGCCAAGUUCUUCUACACGAGAUACAUGGAUGAUGCCACCUGCCGCAGUUACCUGUACUGUGAACUAGCUGGAAAUGAUUAUGCUACCGUGUUCCUCUCGUGCAAGUUACCCAAGAUAUACUUCGAUUCGAAUGUCGGCGAAUGUGUGGAUACUAAGCCUGCUGAAUGCACUUAA
Molecule: messenger RNA, 777 nt
Organism: Drosophila kikkawai
Lineage: Eukaryota; Metazoa; Arthropoda; Insecta; Diptera; Drosophilidae
Source: RefSeq, a predicted model, not a curated record